Molecule: messenger RNA, 579 nt
Organism: Linum tenue
Lineage: Eukaryota; Viridiplantae; Streptophyta; Magnoliopsida; Malpighiales; Linaceae
Source: the annotation of a GenBank genome assembly
AUGUCUCGGUUCGUGAUGGACUCCAACAAUCUAUGGCUGAUUUCCAUCACCGACGGCACGAUCAGGGUGAUGGAGGGCGCGUACUCGCCGGAUCUCAACACCCACGACGUCCCAAGAAAUCCCUCCGACUGGAAGCAAGCGGCCCGGAUCGGGAGCAACGCUUACUGCUCCCACCGCGAGCUGGAAGUGUUGGGCGUGGUCUUCACCGGCGGCAAAGUGGAGGAGCUGAGGAGCGGCAUAUCGGGAAGGCAAAUGAUGGUCAACAGGGAAGGGUUCAUGGUGACGUGGCUGAACCCUGGGGGCGGGAGUAUCUACCUGAGGCCCAACAGCGUCCUGCGCCGCCUCAACGACCUCUACGAGUGGUCCAAGCACGGCGUCCAGGUCGCCGUCCCGGUGGAAACCGCGUGGGACCGGUUCGAGCUCACCACCGGGAAGCUCAUGGUUGGGGCCGCUGGCACUGGCUCAGCACAAAAGGAGAUCGAGGAGCUCAAGAAGCAAGCACAGGAGAAAGACGACCAGCUUGCUGCCAAGGACAAGCAGAUCGCUAACCUCCGGAAUGCUCUCAGUGCCUUCGUUUAA